Molecule: messenger RNA, 2932 nt
Organism: Acanthopagrus latus (yellowfin seabream)
Lineage: Eukaryota; Metazoa; Chordata; Actinopteri; Spariformes; Sparidae
Gene: tmem100a
Product: transmembrane protein 100a
Exons: 2
Coding region: 1735-2142 (135 amino acids)
Biological process (GO): cellular response to BMP stimulus
Source: RefSeq, a predicted model, not a curated record
GGAGCAGAUCCUCCACUCUGACAACUGCUGCAUGAAGUUUAAUUUACAGCUAAUUAAUGUAACUGUGACUCCAUAUACAGUUAAACACAUGCAGAUGGUGCAGAUUCAUUUUCUGGAAAUUAGGAGUAUUUUUUAAUUUUUAUUUUAUUAAUUUGCAGCAGCUUAAACAAAGAUAAAGUCUGUUAGAGAUGGUGUAAAACACAUUUUUCUUUUUCUUUAAGUAUUCACAGACACAUUCCACUGAACUUCCAAGUGAACGCAGUUUGAGUUUUCUUGUUUAUUCCACUGAUAUCAGAGGAAGUGGCUGUUUAACUAAAACAAAGAUCUUCUGAUAAACACUGCAGACCUUUAAAAUCUGUUUUUUGGGGGGUUUUACAUCCUUAACUGAUUUGUUAAGUGAAAGAAAAUUAGCUGCCAAACAUUUUGAAUAAUUUUUUUUUUUUUAUCCUUUCAAGCGUCAAAUGUUACAGAUUCCAGCUUCUCAAAUACAAAGAUUUGCUGUUUUCCUGUCGUUUAAUGAAGAGUUUUGGACGGUUGGUUGGUUUAUAAGAAGCUAUUUGAAGAUGUCAUUUUGGGCUCUGGAUACUUUUCUGACUAAACAAUUUAAUCAUUAAUCAAUACGUUGAUUUUUCAUGUGUCUGUGAUGGAUUGUAACAUUGUUUUUCGCUUUACGUUUAAGAGUCUGAAGAGACAAAAUUCUCUAAAAAGUUGAGUGUGUCGAGCAAAGAUUCUUCUUUUUCUACUGCUGUCUGCGUUCAGGCACAACACAUGUUUUCCUUAUCGAUUAAUCUGUAAAUUAUAUUCUUGAUUGAUUAGUUUCUGCAAUAAAAUAUUGUAAAAUGCACCGUAUAAAUUCCCUGCAGCAAAAUAAUCUGUCUUGUUUUAUUCAAGAUUCACUUUGCAAUCUUUAAGGACAAAGAAAAGCAGAAAACCCUCACAUGUGACGGGCUGCGACUAACGAUUAUUUUACUUUUUUGAUUGCGAAGGCCAAAGAUGUUCAGCUUUCUGUCUCUGAGGAGUAACUAAACCGUAAAAUAUUCACAUUUAAGAUGCUGAAAUCAGAGAAUUUAGAUGUUUAUUGUUGUAAAAAGUUACACAUGGCAUUUAAUCGAUGAUCAAAAUACAGCAAAUUGCUGCAGCUCUCAGAAAACAAUCAACCAGUUAAUUAUUUCACUCUGUCAGGAAUAAAAUCCUGAUGUGGAAUCUGUUAUCAGCCACUUAAAAACCCAACAUGCGUCAUUUUUAAAGCUGCUGAAAGUCCCAAAUGUUCCUCUGAAAACAGGACAAAACCUCAGCACGCAGCCACUGAAACAAAUGCUUCUAAUGCAAUGAAAACGACUCAGCAACACGUGUUGAGACUGCGACACUGAUGCAGAGUGAAAGUGACACCGUCCUGCUCGUUUAUCGUCUGAAUCACAGCUUUUCCUCCCUGCAGACGUCGAGGUCGAGAGGAGGAGGACGGGGGAGGAAUGAGUGCUUGUGAAAUUGCUUGUGAUUUCGAAGCUCCUCGCAUUUCACGGAGCAGUUUGUAAUGUCAUAUCCUGCGCUCUCCAGGGAAUGUCUCAGCUCGUGCUGGGCUGAGAGGUCCUGCGUCAUUCAGGCAACCUCCCCUGACUGGGUCAGGAGGCGGCGGGCGGAUUGUGCAAAGAGACCGGGAGACCCUAGUGAGGAAACCUGGUAACAGCGAGGAGGAACCAUCUGUGGUUGGUCACCAGAAGGCUCCUUGAUCCUGCGAUGCCAGAAGAAGCUAAUAAGGACGCCAUGAGAACGCCAGCGACCUCAGAGAAGGUCAACAACAACAACGAGCGUCCCGCAACACCCGUGACGACCGUGAACAUCCCCCUGGUCAAUGAGGUCCAGCUGACCGCGGCCACCGGCGGGGCCGAGCUGUCCUGCUACCGCUGCACCAUCCCGUUUGGCGUGGUGGUCCUCAUCGCAGGCAUCGUGGUCACCGCCGUCGCUUACAGCUUCAACUCACACGGGUCCACCAUCUCUUACUUCGGCCUGGUGCUGCUCUCGGCCGGACUGGUGCUCCUCGCGUCCAGCGCCGUCUGCUGGAAGAUGAGGCUGGAGAGGAAGAAGGAGCGGCGGCGGGAGAGCCAAACGGCCCUGGUCGCGAACCAGAGGAGUAUUUUCACAUGAACAAGCCGGUCGACACACAUCCUGGUUCUCUGAGUCGUCGGAGAAACCAGCUGUGGACAGAUGUUGUCCAGCAUUUGGAUCCCCGACCUGUAAAAGCUUUCGACCGCAGACCCAGAACUGUAAGCUUUGAAGACAUUGUCGGGGAUUUAUUUGUCAAACAGACGCGGAGCAUCUGGCGAGCUGGGAACGCGGCCAACAGGAAUGUAUCACAAUUAAGAUGAAUUACCACUGUGCGAAGCGAUGUAGAGGAAGUCUCCCAUUAAUCCGCCCGUUGGAUGUGGCGGCUUUGAUUGUUGUGGGAGGGAUUGUGGUAUGAAAGAGCGCAGGAAAAGGAGAGGGAAAACAUCCAGGACAAUGAUUCAUGCCUCGUUUACUAUGUUUUAACUCGGACACAUGUGUUUAUAAAGUGUUCAUCUCACAGGGAGGGAUUAUGGAUCGCCUGUUAUGGAUGGUACUUGAUGAGGACUGUGUUUAAAAUCUGACUGUAUAUCCUGUUCAGAUCAGAAGGCACGUGAUGUUAUACACAGAGAGAAUAUUUAACCGUACAUAUAUUUUCUCUUUUAAGCACUUUGAUCCGUAAUAAUCAUCAUUAUUCAACAUUAAACAACAUCUAUUAACAAUAAGCGACACGUUCAGAAUUCUCAGUCAUUUUGAACUUCAAAUAAUCAAGUAAUACUGUAAAUUGAUAUUAAAUGUAGCAUAGGUUUUGUUUUCAUGUAAUCAUUUGCAUGUAUUAACUGUCAACAUGACGUCAUGAGCUUUAAUAAACUCGUUAAUACAAAAGUUGUAA